CUCAGGAUUCAGUCUUGGCCUUUGCCUGUUCAGCAUACCCAGCCUUAGCAAAAUCUUCACAACUAUGCGUUUCCUCAUCGCCUUCUGCCUGAUCGGUGCCGCCUGUGCCCAGUACAACUACGGAGCUGGAUUCUCCGGAGCCGCCUCCGACAAUGUGCCCAGCUUCUCCGGAAACGCAGUGGGUGGUGGUGCCGACUACGGUUCGGCCAGCAGCCCGGUGUCCGACUACUCGGCCUCCAGCGAGCUGAACAAGGAGUACUACACCUUCGAGGCCGACGAGAGCCAGUUCGAGGAUCCCCUGGCCUCCCAGAAGAUCGCCGGUUCCGUGAACAAGGGUCUGCGCGUGGUGUUCAUCAAGGGACCCGAGAACCGUGGCCUGGAGAACGCCGCCCUGGCCCUGGCCAAGCAGGCUGCAGAGCAGAGGACCGCCAUUUAUGUGCUGAACAAGCAGACCGACAUCGGAGAUCUGGCCCAGCGCUUCAAUGCCGCCCGCCAGAACGCCAACCAGCGUCCAGAGGUGCACUUCGUCAAGUACAGGACGCCCGAGGAUGCGGCCAAUGCGCAGCGUGCCAUCCAAUCGCAGUACGAUAACCUGGGCGGAUCCAGCCAGUCCAUCAACGGCGGCGUGGCCAACGCCAUCAACUUCGCCUCCGCCGCCCCCGCAGCCCCCGCCCGCCAUGGCGCCAACUACUCGCCCCCGGCCGCCGCCACCAGCAACUCCUACCUGCCCGCCAACAUCCUGCGACGCCUGCGCAUCCGUUAAGGACCUCCAAAGCCGACAGUUGUUAAAUGUUUUGUAGAAAUGUAAUUGAAUAAAAACGAAAAUCGAUAUAAACCAA
Molecule: messenger RNA, 839 nt
Organism: Drosophila elegans
Lineage: Eukaryota; Metazoa; Arthropoda; Insecta; Diptera; Drosophilidae
Exons: 1
Coding region: 65-763 (232 amino acids)
Source: RefSeq, a predicted model, not a curated record